GUUAGGUACAGCGCCUACAGUAGCAGCGCAAGCACCACCUGUACAGUACCUGUAUCUGGAUUAAGCUUCUGUCCACCACCACAUUGGGACAAAAAUUGUAGCAGCCCCGGCCGAUGAUCCCGCCUUUAUUUUCGGGGCCGCCACUACCAUCCAACAAGUCUCUAUAUUCAUCCAUUAAUAUUAUUGUAAUACACUUGCCUCAUCUAUCUAUUUAGCUUAUUUUUGUUCCUUUUUAUUGUCACCCUCUUCGUAAGCACUUCACGCUAAUGGCCUCAUUGGCCGGUUCAGCCACCACUACCACGGUAGUACGGCCCGCCCCUCUGCUGGCCAGCGUGAUGCGCAUUCGUCAUAGCCGUUCCGUCAUCGCUAUCAACGCCUCCUCCACGCUUCCAUCUCGACAUCUAUCAUUCACCUCAGCUUCCAACAUGCCUUCUUACAUCAUUGCCUGCAACGACGACGCCAGCGACGACCAGGUCAAGGCUGUCAAGCAAAAGGUCAUUGACCAGGGCGGCAAGAUCGGUCACGAAUACACCAUCAUCAAGGGCUUCUCUGCUGAAUUUGACGACAACCAUGUCCAGACUUUCGAGGCCCAUGAGCAUGUCAAGUACGUCGAGAAGGAUGGCGUCGUCAGCACGCAAUAAGUGCCCGAAUCUGCACAACACUGCAUCUACAUCAGUUUGGAUAGCGCAUCAGCAUGACGUGUUUAAAUAGUAAAUAUAUACAGCCAAGGUCUUUAAUUCCUU
This is a messenger RNA of [Torrubiella] hemipterigena, 743 nucleotides long. NCBI's taxonomy places the organism in Eukaryota, Fungi, Ascomycota, Sordariomycetes, Hypocreales, Clavicipitaceae. The record is from the annotation of a GenBank genome assembly.